AUGUAUGGUGAGAUCUUGUCUCCCAAUUACCCUCAGGUGUAUCCUAAUGAUGUGCAGGAAUCUUGGGAAAUCCAGGUCCCUUCGGGAUAUGGCAUUCGCCUUUAUUUCACACACCUGGAUCUUGAACCAUCGCAGAACUGUGAAUAUGACUCUCUGAAGAUCCUGUCUGGUGGCCAUCUUGAAGGUGUGCUUUGUGGGCAGAAGAAACCUCGUGCCCCUGGCUCCUCGAUCGUGGAGGAGUUUCAUGUCCCUUAUAACACCCUCACUAUGAGCUUCCAAUCAGACUUUUCCAAUGAGGAGCGUUUCACUGGUUUUGCAGCCUACUACGUUGCAGUGGACUUGGAUGAGUGCACAGAUUUUGUGGAGGAACCUUGCAGUCAUUACUGUAAUAAUUAUAUUGGAGGUUACUUCUGUACCUGUCCACCGGAUUAUUUCCUCUAUGAGGAUAUGAAAACAUGUGGAGUGAACUGCAGUGGAAAUGUCUUCACCGAGCCAUCAGGGGAGAUUACCAGCCCCAACUAUCCCAGCCAGUACCCAGAGAACUCGCGGUGUGACUACCAAGUGGCUCUGGGGCCAGGCUACUUUGUGGCGUUGACCAUACGCAGUGGGGACUUCGACGUGGAACCAGCCAGCUCAGAAGGAAGUUGCCACGACAGCUUAAUAAUUGUUGCUGGAAAGCAGCGUUUUGGUCCUUACUGUGGCAGCAAAUUCCCAGGCCCUCCUGAAAUCAAAACUAGGAGCAAUACUGUUGACAUAAUCUUCCAGACAGACCAUGCAGUACAGCACAAAGGCUGGAAAAUACGCUACUAUGGGGAUCCUGUAACCUGUCCCCCAAGUGUCAUCCCCAACUCUGUUCUUGACCCAAAGAAGGAUAGGUAUGUCUUCAAGGACAAUGUGAAGGUUACCUGUGUGGAAGGCUACGAAAUUGUGAUGCAACGAGACAGCAUCAUGACUUUUCACUCCAUCUGUCAGGACAACGGUGAAUGGACUAACUCCCAUUUCAGCUGUGUUCCUGUGAACUGUGGCAAUCCUAUAGCUAUUGACAAUGCCCAAACCAUCUAUGUCUCUGACCUUCAUGAGCCUCUGUACAAAGCUGCUUUCCGGUAUCAAUGUGAUGCACCUUACUAUACCCUAAAAACCGAAGGGGAUGCGGUGUAUCAGUGCUCGGCCAGUGGAGAAUGGGUCAACGAAGAAAUGGGAACAAAGCUACCAAAAUGUGUCCCAGUCUGUGGGGUGCCUAGUAAGCCCAUCCAAGACAAAGCAAAGAUUUUUGGAGGCACCCUUGCAGAAAAGGGCAACUUUCCCUGGCAAGUGUAUUUUGACUACCCAAGAGGAGGUGGUGUACUCAUCUCUGAAAGAUGGGUAAUGACUGCAGCUCACGUGCUGGAGGGAUAUGACAAGCCCAACAUGUAUGCUGGGGUGAUCAAUGUUGCUAGAGAAUUCCUGUAUGGGGAGGCCAAGCAGCUGAUCCCAGAAGCUUCAUUCAUCCAUCCUGGCUGGCAGAAGGAGCCCACAGAAAGCAGGAUUGAUUUUGAUAAUGACAUUGCGCUACUGAAGCUGAGGGAUCCUGUGAAGAUGGGCCCAAACAUCUCACCCCUCUGUCUUCCCGGUAAAUCACCUGACUAUGAGCUGCAGGAAGGGACUCUGGGCUACAUUGCUGGCUGGGGGCAGAGAGAGAGAGGAAGACUGCCUAUUUAUCUUUGGAAGGCCCAGAUUCCCGUGGUGGACAUGGACAAGUGCCGAUCUGUGAAACCAGAGGGCUCUGCUGAUUCCAGUGCUUACCGAUUCACCGACAAUAUGAUCUGUGCUGGUGGUGACAAGGACAGCUGCAAGGGGGACAGCGGUGGAGCCUACGCUAUCCAAGAUCCUCUGGAUGACAGACGGUACUACGCAGCUGGCCUGAUCUCCUGGGGACCAAAAUGUGGUACCUUUGGUCUUUACACCAAGGUGGUGCGUUAUCUGGACUGGAUUACGGAGACCAUGAGCAAGAAUGAGGAUGACGAAGCUUGGCAGGAUUAG
Eurypyga helias (sunbittern) is the source of this 2019-nucleotide messenger RNA. It is a transcript of the gene C1S, whose product is annotated as complement component 1, s subcomponent. Gene Ontology annotation, cellular component: extracellular region. Bases 1 to 2019 code for a protein of 672 amino acids. Gene Ontology annotation, molecular function: calcium ion binding; serine-type endopeptidase activity. Lineage: Eukaryota; Metazoa; Chordata; Aves; Eurypygiformes; Eurypygidae. The transcript has 10 exons. Gene Ontology annotation, biological process: complement activation; proteolysis. The record is from RefSeq and is a predicted model, not a curated record.